AUGGGCCGCACUCGAGACGCUGGCUGUGUGGCUGCUGGGGUGGUGAUUGGGGCUGGCGCUUGCUAUUGUGUAUACAAAUUGACCUGGGGAAGAGAUGAGAAUGAAAAAAUCUGGGAUGAUGAUGAAGAGGCUAAUGAUGCUACAGAGACUAGGAUGGACACUCAGAAAAGGGCUCAAGCUAAUUCUGGGACAGUGGCUGCAGCCAGAGUUGAAGCUCACUCGGUAGCUAAUGCUGAAGUGAACUUAGGAGUCAAGAGUGGCUCAAAUUUAAAGGCAGAGGCUAAUAUGGCUGCUCCCAUUGGGGGUGGCUUAGAGGCCAAAGCCAAGGCACUUUUCAACACUCUGAAACAACAGGCAAGUGCAAAAAUGGGCAAAGGGUCCAGGGUGGGUACUGUCUCUGGGACCAGAUCACUUGUACAGAGUUUACCAUGCCCAGGAGGGAGGGGUGGAGGCUGUCAUCCUGGUAGGGCUAGAGGUGGGAGUAAAUCAAGUGGAAAACCCAAGGGAAAGUCCAAAAACAAGAACGCUAGGCCUCCACCUGCAGCAUAUCCUGUCCGCAGGAUUAAGUUCAACUUUCCCUAUAAAAUUGAUGAUAUUCUGGGUGCUGCUGAUCUUCAAAAAGUCCUUAACAUCCUGGAGCGAUCCAAUGAUCCUUUUAUUCAAGAGGUAGCUUUGGUCACUCUGGGUAACAAUGCAGCAUAUACGUUUAACCAAAAUGCCAUUCGUGAACUGGGUGGUGUUCCGAUUAUUGCAAAAAUGAUAAAAACAAAGGACCCUAUUAUUAGGGAAAAGGCUUACAAUGCUCUUAAUAACUUGAGUGUGAUUUCUGAAAAUCAAGGCAAAAUUAAGACGUAUAUCAGUCAAGUUUGUGAUGACACUAUGAUCUGUCGCUUGGAUUCAGCUGUGCAGAUGGCUGGAUUAAGACUGUUAACCAACAUGACAGUGACUAAUCAUUACCAACAUUUGCUUUCCUAUUCUUUUCCAGACUUUUUUUCUUUGUUAUUUCUGGGAAAUCACUUUACCAAGAUACAGACUAUGAAAUUAAUUAUAAACUUUACUGAAAACCCAGCCAUGACAAAAGAAUUGCUUGGUAGUAAAGUACCAUCGGAGUUGAUUUCUCUCUUUAAUAAAGAACGAGAUAGAGAGAUUCUUCUUAAUAUCCUUACCAUAUUUGAGAACAUAAAUGACAACAUAAAAAGUGAAGGGUUUGCAUCAUCCAAAAGAGAAUUCAGCAGAAGUUCACUUUUUUUCUUAUUCAAAGAAUCUGGAGUAUGUGUUAAGAAAAUCAAAGCAUUAAUAAAUCACAAAGAUCUGGUGGUGAAAGUAAAAGUCCUAAAAGUAUUGACCAAACUCUAA
Messenger RNA from Elephantulus edwardii (Cape elephant shrew), 1356 nucleotides. RefSeq names its product armadillo repeat-containing X-linked protein 1-like. Bases 1 to 1356 code for a protein of 451 amino acids. The record is from RefSeq and is a predicted model, not a curated record. Gene Ontology annotation, cellular component: mitochondrion. The transcript has a single exon. NCBI's taxonomy places the organism in Eukaryota, Metazoa, Chordata, Mammalia, Macroscelidea, Macroscelididae.